This is a messenger RNA of Prunus armeniaca (apricot), 660 nucleotides long. The record is from the annotation of a GenBank genome assembly. NCBI's taxonomy places the organism in Eukaryota, Viridiplantae, Streptophyta, Magnoliopsida, Rosales, Rosaceae.
AUGCAGCUUAACUCUCAACAAUAUAUUGCUCUCAGCGUAGCCAAAGGAAUUGAGUACCUUCACAACGGAUGUGACCAACGAAUCCUUCAUUUUGAUAUCAAACCUCACAAUGUUCUUUUGGAUGAAAACUUCAAUCCAAAAAUCUCUGAUUUUGGUCUUUCCAAGUUGUGCGCCAACGAUCAAAGUGCAGUUUCCUUGACAACUGCUAGGGGCACCAUGGGUUACAUCGCACCUGAAGUCUUCUCUAGGAACUUCGGUAACGUGUCCUACAAGUCAGAUGUGUACAGUUUUGGAAUGUUGUUACUUGAAAUGGUUGGAGGCAGGAAAAAUGUUCAGGUCACAGACGCGAACAGCAGCCAAGUUUAUUUCCCCGAAUGGAUCUAUAAUCUUCUAGAUCAAGGAGAAGACAUCCGCAUCCACGUUGAGCAAGAGCCUGAUGCUAAAAUCGCGAAGAAACUCGCAAUUGUGGGGCUAUGGUGCAUCCAGUGGUACCCGGUAGAUCGUCCUUCCAUGAAAGCUGUAGUUCAAAUGUUGGAAGGAGAAGACAAUGUAAGAAUGCCUCCUAAUCCUUUCUCAUCGACUGCUUCAGCAAGAGACAGUGUUACAAUGCCUGCAAAACGCCCUCGCCAAGAGUUACCUGUAAUAUCCAAAUUAGAUUGA